AUGUGGCCCAUGUUUUCUGUAUAUUAUUAUUACUAUUAUUUUUUUUCCAGACAAACAAGUGUCGAUAUUUCCGGGGGUGGGAGAAGCGGUACCACAGUCACCGCCGGCCACCAGGGAACCAUCCUGGACAAAAAUGGGUACCGCCUCGACGGCGGGGCUUUCGCCUCGAAACAGUUCCACCCAAAUGGUCCUGCGACCAUUGGGGGCCAACUGGGAUACACCCAUACUCCCUCAGGAUCGAACCUAAACCUUGGUGCUUCGCACACCCAAAAAUAUGGUACCGAUCUUAACCUCCAAGGAGUGGGGAACUUAUGGAGAAAUGGCAACUCUCGUUUGGACGCAGUUGGCAACUAUGGACGGCAUUAUGGGGGCCCUGGGGGCACCGGGAGGCCCAAUUAUUACGGGGGGCUGCAGUUUAACCACCGAUUCUGAAUUUAUUUAUUUAUUUAGUUAAUAUAAGAAUGCCAUAAAACAAAGUGUCAUAAAAGAGGCAAUAAAGUAAAUACUACUAAUUUUA
Tribolium madens (black flour beetle) is the source of this 517-nucleotide messenger RNA. RefSeq lists its product as uncharacterized. NCBI's taxonomy places the organism in Eukaryota, Metazoa, Arthropoda, Insecta, Coleoptera, Tenebrionidae. The transcript is spliced from 2 exons. Gene Ontology annotation, cellular component: extracellular region. Gene Ontology annotation, biological process: defense response to bacterium. The coding region runs from base 1 to 432 and encodes 143 amino acids. The record is from RefSeq and is a predicted model, not a curated record.